This is a messenger RNA of Symphalangus syndactylus (siamang), 989 nucleotides long. It is a transcript of the gene KCNRG, whose product is annotated as potassium channel regulator. The record is from RefSeq and is a predicted model, not a curated record. Gene Ontology annotation, biological process: negative regulation of delayed rectifier potassium channel activity; protein homooligomerization. Lineage: Eukaryota; Metazoa; Chordata; Mammalia; Primates; Hylobatidae. Gene Ontology annotation, cellular component: endoplasmic reticulum.
GAUUUCCUAAGUGUGGCUGAUGGUAGUAGCCUCUAGUUUGAAGUGAAGGAAGAAUGAGUAGUCCGGAACUGGUCACUUUGAAUUUGGGAGGGAAGAUAUUCACGACAAGGUUUUCUAUGAUAAAGCAGUUUCCUGCUUCUCGGUUGGCAUGCAUGUUAGAUGGCAGAGACCAAGAAUUCAAGAUGGUUGGUGACCAGAUUUUUGUAGACAGAGAUGGUGAUUUAUUUAGUUUCAUCUUAGAUUUUUUGAGAACUCACCAGCUUUUAUUACCCACUGACUUUUCAGACUAUCUUAGGCUUCAGAGAGAGGCUCUUUUCUAUGAACUUCGUUCUCUAGUUGAUCUCUUAAACCCAUACCUGCUACAGCCAAGACCUGCUCUUGUGGAAGUGCAUUUCCUAAGCGGGAACACUCAAGCUUUUUUCAGGGUGUUUGGCUCUUGCAGCAAAACAAUUGAGAUGUUAACUGGGAGGAUUACAGUGUUUACAGAACAACCUUCAGCGCCGACCUGGAAUAGUAACUCUUUCCCUCCUCAGAUGACCUUACUUCCACUGCCUCCACAAAGACCUUCUUACCAUGACCUGGUUUUCCAGUGUGGUUCUGACAGCACUACUGAUAACCAAACUGGAGUCAGGCUGGUGUGCAAUGGCGUGAUCUCGGCUCACCACAACCUCCGCCUCUGGGGUUCAAGUGAUUCUCCUGCCUCAGCCUCUCGAGUAGCUGGGAUUACAGAGGCUUUUGACCCCAAGUUGUGCUCUUUGACAAUGGAGAGUUAUUGCGUAAAAAGUGACAAUAAAAUCUUGACAUUUCAUAUCUGCAAAAUUUCACUUAAAGGAGUCAAGAAAAGAAAGGAGAAGUUAGCAGACCAGGCAUGUAAAUCAGAUGUAACUCUUCGGCUAGAAUGCCAGGUCUUUGUGCUGUACUGUUUCUUGAAACUGGAGACUAGCACACUUCCCCCAAUUCAAUUACUUGCUUUCCAUUUGAGAAAUUAA